AGACAGUUGAGCGACAGUGAAUGUUGCUGUGCGUGCAUGCAACAAAUAGUCAAAUAGUAAGUGAAGUGAACUCGGUCGGUAAGUUAAGUCCGUAUUGCUUGAAAUUUGUUGCGUUUACUAUAAUAUCACGUACCAGUUUUAACGACGACGAGUUUACUUUGUUAAUUGCGAUUUACUAUUAAUUAACACCGUCUGUUCAUCUUGAACUAUUCCUGAGAGUGCCAACUAAUGAAAUGAGAAAUUAUCUACGUUAGACUCGAAUUCGGAAAGCUAAAAAAUGGCUCUGCGUCAAGAAACUGCGCCUGCGCUGACGCCGCCGCUGCUGCGCGAGCCCUACCACCAGGAUGCCUCCCCGCCACUCGCUUCUGAGGACUUCGACGAUGCCGACGAAUUUGAGGACGCAGCCGAAGAACAGCCUACAUAUUCUAUGGAUCUCCACUCAACUUUCCACGACUGUGAAUUGGCCAUUAGAAAAUUUUUCAACAACGACUUAGUGGGUGCCAUGAACUUAAUGAAGCCGUGGGGUAGAACAUCGUUGUACCACAGUCUGGGCACGGCUAUAUUUGAGUUCAUCCCUGCAAUGCUCACGUUUGAUCACGGCCAGAUCAACAGGGCACUGUCUGCACUCAAGAUUUGCAUUUCUAUAUGUAACCAACAUCGUCGUAAUUUUACACUCGUCGAGAGUAUUGGCACUAUGAUAAAAAAGCCGAACUACAGCACUUACACAGACCUGGAAGCGCACGCCGAGCUGUGCUACGCCGAGGCACUCUUGCUUCAAGCCGCCAUGACAAUCAUGGAAGGAGAGGACCUCACAGGCCUUAUCAAGGGCACCAUUAAAGUCAAGAACUGUUAUAACAGCUACAAGGACUGCGCUAAGAUACUGGAGAGGAAGCAGUGGGACACGGAGGAAUCCCGGGUGCACUUCCACAGCGGCGUGCGGCUGGGCACAGCCACUUUCAACGUGAUGAUCUCUCUCCUGCCCCCGAAGAUCAUCAGUCUGCUGGAGUUCGUCGGUUUCUCCGGCAACAAGAGCUUUGGUCUAACGGAGCUGCAGGCGGGGUCGCGGGCACCGGGCAUACGCUCCGUGUUGUGCGAUCUCACUCUGCUGGGGUACCACCUCGUCAUCUGCCACUUCAUCGGCGCCAACAGCGAUCUCGACGUCUGCGACGAAAUCCUGCACAAGGAACUCAAGGUGUACCCAAAGGGCGUGUGGUUCCUGGUGUUUAAGGGGAGGUUAGAGCUGAUGCGUGGCAUGUUCCGGCCGGCCAUCGUGACGUACAACCGCGCCAUCGCCAGCCAGGACAUGUGGACGCAGUUCCGGCACCUCUGCUACUGGGAGAUCAUGUGGGUCAACGGGCUGAUGAUGGAGUGGCAGGCGGCAGCGGACUACGCCAGCAAGCUUAUCGAGGAGAGCUCGUGGUCACGCACCGUAUACUCGUAUACCAAGGCUGCCAUGCUGCUGCAGCUCGACGACUUGCUGCCCUCGCAGCGGCAGCAGUGCAACGACCUCAUGAGGAACGCCUCGUACUACAAGCAACGCAUCGCAGGCAAGUCUCUACCUAUGGAGAAGUUCAUGAUCCGUCGUUGCGCUCGCUACCAGCUGCAGGGCGGGCAGCUGAUCCUGCCGGCCGUGGAGUUGCUGUGCCUCUGGAAUAUGUUCCCUAUACUCGCCAAGAACGAGAGGAGCAUGCAGAACAUGCUCAAGCUGAUAGAGACGACGCAGCGUCUACUGGAGGAGGGCGGGCGGUCGAAGUUGGGCCUGCACGAUGGCGACAAUCGCGCGCUGGUGCGCUACUUACACGGAUGCUGCCUCGCCGCCAUGGGCCUGCCGCGCAUGGCGCUCGACUCACUCGACUCGGUCUUUCAGAUUAAGAACGAAAUUAAAGAAGACACUUUCUUGUUGCCGUAUUCGGUAGCGGAAAUGGCGAUGUGUCAUUAUCAACUGGGAGACAGCGAGCGAGCCCUCCAGAUGUUACACGACGCAAGGAAGAAGUUUUCGGGGUAUUCAUUGGAAUCCAGACUGCAUUUCCGCUUGCAUUCGAAGAUCCAGAUAGUGAAGGAUGGCGAGGGUAAAAUGGAAUCAGGCAACAUUGAAAACACGUCACGAAAGUGAACGCUUAGUUAAUUAUUUAAUAUUUAUGUCGUUUUAUAUGGGAUUCUCUGUAGCUGUGACUACCAAUGUAUACAUACAGUUAUUCCUUCCUGUUUACUUCACGGUUAUAUAUAUUUUAAUCAUAACUAAGUGGAUUAUCUAAGGCAAAUAUUUUUCUAAAAUAUUGUAGUGUACAGUACAAAGUAUGCCAAAAUUUAGACAGUUUUUAUCUGUUACUUCAUUAUGUAAAAUCAGUGUGAUGUAAUUUAAAGAGAGUUACAUCUAUAACUCGUAACAGGUUUAACUCUUUAGUAGGAUUUGGACUGUCAAGACGCAAGGCGUAUGUCGUACUACUCAACGCUAAUAGCUAACUAGAUAAAAUAAAAACAGUACUAAUCACAGACAGUAGUGAAAAUGAAAGCCAGUCUAAGAUGAAUAAACAUCAAUCUAAUUUUUCUCAUUGACUGAUUUACUAACAUUUCAUUAAUUCCAAUAAACGUUUGACCACGUUUAUGGAUGACGUCAUACGUGUGUAUUUCUAAACAAAUUCCAUAGAAAUGUAUUGAAGUAUCUCAUUUGACUAGGCUGUCCUGUUGCCUAUUACGUUCCUUAAUUUAAUAGAAUUUGAGAACCGAUCUAACUAUAUAAGAAAUAUGAACUAUAUUUAAAACGAAA
This is a messenger RNA of Pectinophora gossypiella (pink bollworm), 2767 nucleotides long. Its product is annotated as tetratricopeptide repeat protein 39B-like. The transcript has 15 exons. Gene Ontology annotation, molecular function: protein binding. The coding region runs from base 278 to 2113 and encodes 611 amino acids. The record is from RefSeq and is a predicted model, not a curated record. NCBI's taxonomy places the organism in Eukaryota, Metazoa, Arthropoda, Insecta, Lepidoptera, Gelechiidae.